This is a messenger RNA of Fraxinus pennsylvanica, 855 nucleotides long. The record is from the annotation of a GenBank genome assembly. Lineage: Eukaryota; Viridiplantae; Streptophyta; Magnoliopsida; Lamiales; Oleaceae.
AUGGACUACAAUAUACAGGUUGGCUCUGGAUCUAGGAAACAGUUAUCUAUGGCUCAGAUUCUCGAUAGAAUCCGUGCCAUCUCAGGGUAUUCAGGUUUAUAUAGUGGAAUUGGUUGGUCGAUUACUGGUAGAGCAUUGGGCUUGGGAGUUCGCUUUGGUGUUUAUGAGAUAUUGACAGCAUUCUACAAAGACGGCCGUGAAGACAACUAUGUGCAUGUCUCUAAAGCUCUAAUGGCAGGAUUUGCUGCUUGCAGUGUGGAGUCUCUUGUAAGCUCUCCAUUUGAACUUAUUAAACUCUGUGCCCAGGUGGCUUCUGCUUCGCGCAUUCCCCGCCAUCCAUCCAUUGCUGAAAUGAAUGCUGUUCCUCCUUUAAUUUCGAGAUUACUGCCCGGAUAUUCACUGGACAUGAAGGCAAUAAGUAACUCGGCCAGUAGAUGUGUUGUCAGUUUGGAAGGAUGGGGUGCUCUAUGGAGAGGCCUUAGACCUGGAUUAGUCCGAGAUUCCAUUUUUGGUGGCAUAUUUUUUUCUAGCUGGCAAUUUUUUCACAGAGCGAUGCUGGAAUGGAAAGCAGUUGGAAUGGAUCCCAUACCCAGUUUCGAUGAAGAAAUUGGUCCAUUGUCUCCGGUAGCUGUUAGUCUAGCAGCUGGAGUUUCUGGUUUAGUAGCUGCAGCUGCCUGUGAUAGUUUAGACACUGCCAAAAGUCGAUCACAAUGCAUUGUGCUCCCUAAGUUUGUAUCCAUGGAGAGAAAAUACCUCAGAUGGAAUAGACCAGGAAAGAGAUUUGAGAGACUUACCGGCAUCCACCCUGCAGAUAGGAAUUUUCUGAUGAACGGAAUAUGGUUGCGGAUGUUGUAG